AUGUCUGUUACUAAGAAGCCAUGGGAUGCCCGCUAUGUUAACCCGGAUGUGCCCCACACAUCAUCUUACUAUCUUAAGUGUAUGGGUGGUGGUGUUCUCUCCUGCGGCCUCACACACACCGCCGUCUGCCCACUCGAUGUGGUGAAGUGCAACAUGCAGGUGAGCCCCGAGAAGUUCAAGGGCAUCUUCUCCGGCUUCCGUGUGGUGUUGGCGGAGGACGGCUGCGGCUCAAAGGGCAUCUGGAAGGGAUGGUUGCCAACAUUCUUCGGUUACUCCAUGCAGGGUGCCUUCAAAUUUGGCUUCUACGAGGUGUUUAAGGAUCUCUACGCCAACCUCGCAGGUGAGAAGAUCGCAAAACAGUACGAGGGACUCAUUUGGCUCGCCGGCUCCGCAAGUGCAGAGUUCUUCGCCGAUAUGGCGCUCUGCCCAAUGGAGAUGCUGAAGGUGAAGGUGCAGACAUCACCAAGCGGUACAUUCCCCACAGGCUUCGGUGCCGCUCUCGCCGCUAUUCGGGCAGACAAGAACUCCGGAUUCCCCUUCAAGUCCCUCGUGCCACUGUGGUCUCGCCAGAUUCCAUACACCAUGGCGAAGUUCUACUUCUUCGAGCGUGUCGUGCGUCUCUUCUACGCCCACGUUUUCACGAAGCCAAAGGAGGAGUACAGCAAGGCAACUCAGCUCAGUAUCACGUUUGCUUCCGGUUACAUUGCCGGUAUCGUCUGCGCAAUUGUUUCUCACCCUGCAGACUCUCUCGUAUCUGCACGUGGAAAGGCCUCUAACGCUGGCAAGUCAUACGGUCAGAUUGCCUCUGAAAUGGGAUACUUGAACCUCUGCACAAAGGGACUUGUGGCGCGUAUUGUGAUGAUCGGCACUUUGACAGGCCUGCAGUGGUGGAUGUACGACUCGUACAAGAGUGCACUCGGUCUUGGUACCAGCGGUGGUGGUGCCAAGAAGGCCAAGGAAUAA
Molecule: messenger RNA, 963 nt
Organism: Trypanosoma theileri
Lineage: Eukaryota; Euglenozoa; Kinetoplastea; Trypanosomatida; Trypanosomatidae
Product: mitochondrial phosphate transporter
Exons: 1
Coding region: 1-963 (320 amino acids)
Biological process (GO): mitochondrial phosphate ion transmembrane transport
Cellular component (GO): mitochondrial inner membrane
Molecular function (GO): phosphate transmembrane transporter activity
Source: RefSeq, a predicted model, not a curated record